AUGCCCCGGCUUGUACGUCGCCGACCGUUGGCGGAGCGCAUCAGAUCAUACUUGGACCCAUUGGACUUCCUGCUGUGGGUGUCGGAGGAAAUUGAUUCACAUGAUUGGGAUCAAUUCGAGAAGGACUGGGCUCUGCCUUUGGGAGUGGUGCUGAACCUGGUGUUCCUCACCGCGCGCGCCAAUAGCCGAUCAAGUGGCAGCAAAGCUAUUGAUGAUGUCUUUGGCGAUGAGGGAGGUGUGCCAUGGAUGAGCUGGUUUGCCUCGUUCGUUGUUCACCUGCUCGUCUGCUUUACCGCGCUCAAUGCAUUCUACACCUUCUACCGAAAGCGACAUUAUCGUCUGUUCGAAGCAUCGAUCGAUCAACCGCCAGCUACACCAUCCGCUCGCCGUGUACGAGUUGACUCGACGCCGAUGACUGCCUCUCCACUACGGUUCCUUGCCAAUGCCGUCUCUGGCUCCGCUCAGUCGCGGGCGCAUCCUGACGCGCAACGAGAUGUUUGGGAACUCGCGGUCUGGGACCCUCUGCCCAUCUGCCUACGACUGUUCUGCCUGUUCAGCCCGGGACACGUUCUAGUAUACUGGGUCUUACUGCCCACCCAGAUGUCCGAUCCUCGGCCAAGUGUCACCAUUGUCACCACUCUCUUCAUCACUGCCCUGCUCUCGGUGCAGAUGUCCUUCCUGUGUUCUUCGUUUACCCAACAAGCAAAGGACUCGAUGUUGGUCCAUAAGGAAGUGCUCAACGAGUACGAUAUCAAAUAUGUGCACCCACGAACCCAGCCGGUCAUGAGAGACGUGGGCACUCAAUUCUCGGACAAUGCCACGCAAUCCGGUUCCGAUGCCAAAUACAACAAGGUCGACACCUUCACUCCUGCGCAUGUCAUUCACCGGGGGUUCCAGACCAGCCCUAAUCCUAAUUAUGUCAGCCAUGUUGACCCUGAAGGGGUAUCACCAAGGCGCCAGCAAUUCGCGACACCAAGCGCGUCUCACGGCUACGGCUCUUUGCAGACACCCAGCCACCUGCGAGAUGCUUCUCCGGUUGUACGUGGUCCUAUCGCUUCCAUCCGCCAGCCUCAAUUCCGACCUACGCCGGGUGCUACCGGAGAUGGUGGCAGUCUUGGCAUAUUCUCCCAUGCCAAUUCUCCUCUCCGGCGAUCUACCCCAGCCAAACUUGACCGGCGGGUCCAAAAUCCUAGCGAAUAUCUAUUGAAAGAGCGAGGUACACCCAUGAAGAGGUUGUCUAGCCCGCUGAAAAGAAGCAGCGUUCUCGGCGACGUGGGCUCUUUAACCUCGACACCAAGACGAGAUGCUCGUCGUGAGACUGGACGAUUUUGA
Molecule: messenger RNA, 1332 nt
Organism: Aspergillus clavatus NRRL 1
Lineage: Eukaryota; Fungi; Ascomycota; Eurotiomycetes; Eurotiales; Aspergillaceae
Product: Nur1/Mug154 family protein
Exons: 2
Coding region: 1-1332 (443 amino acids)
Biological process (GO): regulation of exit from mitosis; maintenance of rDNA
Source: RefSeq, a predicted model, not a curated record